Molecule: messenger RNA, 3190 nt
Organism: Punica granatum (pomegranate)
Lineage: Eukaryota; Viridiplantae; Streptophyta; Magnoliopsida; Myrtales; Lythraceae
Source: RefSeq, a predicted model, not a curated record
UUCUCAUGCUGGUCCAUUAUAUAAGCCCUCCUAUGGACAGAGGAAGAUGAGGAUUAGACCAUGGCAGAAAGUCUAGUGAGCAUCCUACUCCCGAAGCUCACGAGCUUCAUCGAAAAUGAGGUCCAAUACCGGGAAGAAGUGAUCUCCGUGAGGGCAGAAUUGGAACGCAUCCGGGCCUUCCUAAGGGUCGCGGAUUCCCUGGAAGAGACUAACGAGGAGGUCAAAGUAUGGGUUAAGCAGAUCCGAGACAUUGCCUAUGACACCGAGGACGCUCUGGACGAGUUGAGGCUCCUCCUGGGGCACGACCAUGGAGCCGGCCCCAGCGGCAUCUCGGGCUUGCUCCAGAGGAUGUCCUGCUGUGUCCUCAACUUCAAAGCCCGCUACAGGAUCGCUAAUGAGCUACAGCGGGUCCACACACGGCUCAAGUCUGUGUGUGAGGGCCACCGAAGGCUGAGGAACAAGGUCAGUCAGGCCGAGCAGCGUGGGCCACCAGGUGCAGAUGGGGACAGUAAUUGGCAGGAUCACCGGGGAAAUGCGCUUCUCGUAGAUGAGGCUGAUCUGGUGGGCAUCGAGGAACCCAAGAAGCAAUUCAUGGAGUGGCUCAUGGAGGGAGACUCCGACCGGAAGGUUUUCUCGGUUGUGGGCAUGGGAGGACUUGGAAAGACCACUUUGAUCAAGCAGGUCUUUGAGGACCCGACUGUGAAGAAACACUUUGCAGUCUCUGUCUGGAUCACCCUCUCGCGAUCCUCAGACAUUGAGGUCCUCCUAAAGGAGCUACUGCGGCAGCUCACUAGGGUGAUUCGGAAGCCAGUUCCCCCUGGGGCCGACACAAUGAAUGGCCACUGGCUCAAGAUCUUCAUCAAGGACUUGCUCCAGAGGCGGCGGUACCUGAUUGUUCUUGAUGAUGCUUGGCAUACGAGUGAAUGGGACGCAAUCAAGCAUGCGCUUCCAAACAACAGCUAUGGGAGCCGGAUCGUGAUCACGACUCGAAAAUCUGAACUGGCAUCCACAGCCUGCACAGAGUUCGUUGGGAAAGUCCACAACAUGGAGCCAUUAACCCCAGACCAGUCCUGGAACCUCUUCUGCAGGAAGACCUUCCCUGGGAACAACUCAUGCCCUUCCCACCUCGAGGAGAUUUGCAAGUAUAUCCUGAGGAAGUGUGAUGGGCUUCCCCUCGCAAUUGUGGCCAUUAGUGGGGUCCUUGCGUCAAAGGAUAAGCGGCGGAUUGACGAGUGGGAUCUAGUCCGUCGAAGCUUAAGGGCGGAGAUAGAUGGGAACAAUCGACUCCAAAAUCUGAGGAAGGUGCUUUCCCUUAGUUUCAACGACUUGCCCUAUUACCUUAAGUCGUGUUUCUUGCACCUGAGUGUCUUUCCUGAAGGCCACCUGAUUGACCGGAAAAGGCUGAUCCGAUUAUGGAUAGCAGAGGGGUUUGUUGAGAGGAAAGAAGGGAAGACGCUCGAGGAAAUUGCUGAAGAAUACUUCGGCAAACUCUUGAGCAGAAGCCUACUACAAGUGGCCGAAACUACGAGCGAUGGGAGGGUUAAGAUCUGCAGGGUCCAUGAUAUCUUGAGAGAAAUCAUCACCUCAAAAUCGAGAGACCACGGCUUCGCCAAUAUCACAAAGGACCAAGGGGACGUUUGGCCUGACAAAGUCCGCCGCCUCUCAAUACAAAACACCCUCCAAACGGUCCAAUCAAACAGGUCCCUCUCUCAACUUCGAUCUCUGUACGUGUUUGGAGCAGAAAAGUCAUUCAUAUGCACCAUUUUAGGAAGCACGACUAAACUGCUCAGUGUCCUGGAUUUGCAAGCGGCACCUAUAAUGAGGUUCCCGACUCAAGUUGUGGAUUCAUAUUAUCUUAAGUACCUCAGCCUCAGGCACACUGAGGUGAAAAUGCUACCCAAAUCGAUAGGGAAGCUCCAGAACCUGGAGACCUUGGAUUUGAAGCACACCAAUAUAACAGAAUUGCCGGUCGAGAUUCUGAAGCUUCAGAAACUCAGACAUCUCCUUGUUUACCGGUACGAAAACAUAUCAUACCUCCACUUUAAGUAUGGCUUCAAGGCUCUAAUGGAGAUUGGAGCUUUGCAGUCCUUGCAGAAGCUCUGUUACUUAGAGGUGGACGAUGAGAGGAACGAUGUCAUAAUGAAAGAGGUCGGGAAGUUAACCCAAUUGAGUAGACUUGGAAUCCUGAAACUGAGAAAGGAAGACGGGAGAGAUUUAUGUUGGGCGAUAGCAAAGUUAACUAAUCUCCAAGCUUUAUCAGUUGCUGCAGUUGAGGAUGAUGAGACCAUUGAUCUUCAGCACCUCAUUUCGCCACCUCAGUUCCUCCAAAGGAUCUACUUGAGGGGAAGGUUAGAGGCUUUGCCUCACUGGAUCUGCUCCCUCCACAGCCUCAUGAAAUUACAUCUGCGAUGGAGCCGACUCAAGGAGGACCCACUCGUCUCCCUCCAGAGCCUCCCCAAUCUUGUACACCUCGAGCUGCUGCAGGUAUACAACGGAAAGACCCUUUACUUCAAGGCCAAAGGCUUCAAGAAGCUUCGGAUCCUCGGCCUCGAUGACUUCGAGGAGUUGAGAUGUGUAGAGGUCGAAGAAGGUGCCAUGCCCUGCCUUGAGAAGCUGAUCAUACAGAGGUGCAAGCUGCUCGAGAAGAUCCCCUCAGGGAUUGAGUACCUGAUGAACCUUAAAGUGUUGGAGUUUUUCGAUAUGCCUGAUGAGCUGGUGAAGGUCAUGAGAGACAAGCACAACAAGGACUACAAGAAGGUCGCUCACAUUCCCCAAGUCUUUUACGGGUACUGGAGAGAUGGAGGUUGGGACGUUCAAUCGGUGGAGAGAUGUGCCAAGGGAGAUUGCUCUCCGAGGGCAGGGACAAGCAUGAGGAGCAAUGACCUUCCCCCCUGCUGGAAGUAGCAUCAACUUCCUCAGAUCCUGGAUGUACAUACUAUGUCAUAACGUAUAUACGUGCCUAAGAGUAAAGGCUUAAGUAGAGCUAGGAAUAUAUUGAGGAUCCGUUAAGUCGGAAUGUAGAUAAUACCAGUUAAGUAAACAUCCCUGGGAAAUAACAAUAUGCAGCUGGGAUAUUAUAGGGCCCCUUCCAUGUGCCAAGUUGUUGCCUUCGUAGUAGUUCCAUUUUAGAGGAACACAGUACCCUUAGGGAAAGCUAAAUUCAGCUGAAAGCUUCAUUCUUAGACCAAAA